Schistosoma guineensis is the source of this 3176-nucleotide messenger RNA. The record is from the annotation of a GenBank genome assembly. NCBI's taxonomy places the organism in Eukaryota, Metazoa, Platyhelminthes, Trematoda, Strigeidida, Schistosomatidae.
AUGCCUACAGACGUGUUAUGUAACAUGUCGUCUAAUCUAAUGAAAUAUUCAAUAGAUAACGAGCGGUCAAUUUCAACAUAUAAUGUGGGAGUUGUAGUAUGCCUUGACUUUUGGCGUUCACACGGACUUAUUCCUUUGAUGUCGCUUCUCCUUGGUCAAGGCAUGGUUGCUUGUUUUCUUGUGUUCCUCGUAUUCUUAUCCCAAAGUUUUUCAGUCAGUUACCUGAAGUUCGAGAAAAUAAAUGGAGCAUCUGAGGAAUCUUUAAUUUUUCUGAAUGACGCUAAUCCAACAGCUCUUCUUGAUGCUUCAGCAAAUACUCAAAGGAUAGUUUAUUUUGCACAAAAAAGCCCACCAUUGGGUUUAAAGUUGAAUUUUGCUUGUCAUGUCAAUAAACAAGCGAAACCUUUGGAUAAAGUGUCUUUAUGCUGCCGCAGUAGUGUGAAAGAUACCAAACGUACUUGUGUUCAGCCAGAGGCUGAAGGUACAUUUUCCUGUUUAAAUACUGAGUUUCGCUUCAGUGUUGACGAAACGACGGGGGCAAUUUUCUCAAUUUCUUUAACACAAGAUGGUCCCCUGAGCAAUCCAAUCAGCGGACUGUUUUCAUGUAUUGUCGGUACAGACGAACUCAAUGUUAUUGAAUCAAAUGAAAUAGAAAUACGAGAUGCUGUAUUUUACAUUCUUCAACUAAAGGGUACUCCGUCUACAAAGAUAGAUGUCGUUCCACCAAUAUCAGAAUUUCCGCAUGAGUUAAGGUGUGUAGAUGAUAUCAGCACUGUAUCACGCUGGCCAUACUGGAUGCACCAACUAGAUGGCAGAUACGGACCAUACAGAUGGGAAUAUUGUCUGACUACAGGGAAACCAAAUGCCAUUACGUGUUCUAAAAGGCCCAUGCAGUUUUCUCCCAAUUCUAUUGUCGAAUUUAUAAAUGGGAGCGUGUAUCUCACUGAUGCACCCCUGGUUGAGUCGAAGUCGAUAGCUAUCGUGUGUAAGCAUGUUGGACAACUUGGACCUAUUAGGACUUUUGCUGGAAAAGUUGCCGGUACUGAAUCCCCUGUGGUCCUUGAAGGUCUUUCAAUCGAGAAGAAUAGGAAUUCCAGUACUACUAAACUAUAUCCUUUAACGUCACUAACAUCAAGUUAUGUCAUCAAUAAAGGUACCAAACUUCAAGACUUUAUGCUUAAAGCUUUAUAUCGACAACCUCAAGGGGACUAUGAAUUUCAUUGGUUCAAGGAUGAGCAGAUGUUACACAGCAGGAUUGCGACAAAAUACAGUUAUACACUUCCUAGUCUUAUUGAUGAGUCUGUAUCAGGAGUUUACUCACUCGUUGUGAAAUCGAAUGAGGAUAUUUCCGAUAGGUUAAUAUUCACCUACGAUGUUAAAGUCGUUUCACCUCCUUUCUUUAAGGAUCCAAGAUGUUUGAAAGAACUGUUUUACGUAAUGGAAGGGAAUAACUUCGGCUCUGUUUGUGAGUUUGAUGGCAGGUGGAAUACAGUUGUAUUUGUCGGUGUGGCUUCGUUUGAAGCAUCUACGUAUCAAGAACUUCGCAUGUCUAUUGAUAAGAAUCUCAAGUACUCAAAGCAACAACUUUCCCAGUUGGAUAUUAUUUUUCAUGUAGAUGGAGAAGAAAUGAAUAAAAGAAUUACAGUUAACAUUACAAAACUUAAACUUAAUCAGGAUUGUGAACUAUCUAUUCGUUUAAAUUCUAUAUACGGUCAGUCACGCAUAUCGACGUCACUUAAAGUUGUUCCUAAGCCUCAACUCACAAUAUCACCUUCCGAUGAAAAUUGCAUAAAAAACUGUGAUGAAACUCCGUACAAUGUUUCUUGUGCACUAAAUGAAAAUAUUGUUCAAGAAUGGAAAUCAAAGUUUAAUAUAGAACCAUCUAUUGAUUGGAUCAUUCAGAAUCACUGGACCAAAGCACAUUUGGAAUCUACUGGUUUAGGACAAUUUAUAACUUCUAAUGGUGGACAUGAUACAACCCUAACAGUAUGGCCAGUAGGUAAACCAAUUCCUUUUAUUGUUAAACAUGAAGAAAAUAACAACAAACGACCAAAAGAAGAAUCUGGGAUAGAGGAAGAAGAAGAAGCAAUAGAGAAGGAGAUAAUGAACUUGGACACUGAAGAUGAACCUGUUCAGAUACCUAGUACGACGACACUAAAACAAUUUCUUGCACAAAAAAUAGGCGGAUCUGAAGCUCAGCCGCCGAAAGAUCUUAUUUUAAGCUGUUGGAUUCGUUUAUCCGUUAUUGGUAAAGAAGCUGAAUUUGAAAUACCAAAUGGAUUAGUAUCACAUCAGUCAUUUGCACGUCAAGCUCAAUUUGCACAAUCUUCUGGUAUAAAUCGUUUAAUCUAUGAUUCCCGAUGGGAAACAGACACUGAACUAGCGAAACGAUUAACCGCUGUUCGUACAUUUACUCCUGAUAUGAUACCUGCAACUGCUGGUCUCGCAUGGAUUGCAGCUGUGAUUAUCGGUGUAAUUAUUUUUAUAGUUGUGAUUGCAUCAAGUAUAUGGUUGUGUACACGUGAUCGUGGUGAAACUUACAUGGUAUAUGAUAAGGAACGUGCACAUGGAAAUGAUCCAAUAGAAGAACUGAAAGAAAAAGAAACAUUUCAGACAUUUCAAAGACAAGAGGAACCAAGAAUUGCAACGAGUCGUUAUUCUUUAAAUGAUGGCAGUGUACGUUUCGAAAGUGAAGAUGACGGGGAAUUAGAUGAAUAUGCAGGAUUUGGCCUAAAAAUUUCAUCUCUCUAUGCCAACGGGCUAUAGAAACUUGAAUCGAUGUACGAACGUACCAGAUUUUACUUUGCUACUGACUGAUUAGUGUUGUGUAGUGUAGACAAACAUGACGAGAAGAAAAGAGUUUAGAACUGAUUGUUCACUGAGUAGUGACCAGUGUCAUAUAUGUUAAUUCCUACCUAAUACUGCCAGUCAAAUUCUAACGAUUAAGUUACAAUGUGGCUAGUAGUCUAAAUGACUUAAUAUUGUGUGCAUUAUGUUAAAAUGUAAUCUGGUGUGUAUUAAAACUCAUGUGCGAGGAAGGGAAACCGAUUUAUUAUCAUUUAAUGCACACGGUGCUUUCACAAAAUCAUACAUUAAAUGCAUUAUUUGCACAUCUCUCUUCAGUUGUUCUGUAAAUACUUCCCUUUCUGUUCUCUUCAAUUCAAUCUUCUGCUGGC